Molecule: messenger RNA, 360 nt
Organism: Paramecium tetraurelia
Lineage: Eukaryota; Ciliophora; Oligohymenophorea; Peniculida; Parameciidae
Exons: 1
Source: RefSeq, a predicted model, not a curated record
AUGAUACGUGAUUAGAUUAAAAAUAAAUAGAGUGGUUAGACUUAAACAUCAUUAUAAUAAUACCUGCAAUAUCUGUAAUUCGAAAUCGAAACCAAAUCAAUAAUGCUCACUUUUAAAUUGCCAAAUAAAAAAAACAAAAUUCGCAUUAAAGCUACCUCUAAGGAUGAAAUUAUGAGACAUUUCCAAAAUGAAUUGAUCAUAUAUAUUGAAAUAUAUUAGGGAGCAUUGUUUAUUCCAAUAUUUAAACAUUAUAAUAAAACUAAAGUAACCAAGCCCAUUAAAGGUAAAUAGAGAUCAGGAGCAUGCAUAUUUUUGGUUAUGGAAACGCUUGAUGUCUCAUUACCUAGAGUAUUCAAAUGA